GCUGUUUUUCUUCUGUGAUUUUAUUGCCGUGAUUCGUGAUCUUUAAUUAGAAAAUAUCGAGGAAGUGAAUUAAAAUGGUAUUGGACGCAAUAAAAGACUGACCUCAUAUGUUCCAGUUACGGAUAAUUGCGGCUUCCCACGCGACAAGACACCGAGCCAAUCUUCCGAGUCUUGGCGUUUUGAAUCAUUGUAAAAUAUUGUGCUGUGCAGUGAACCACAUCGAAUGAUAAUAUUGAUCUCACUAAAUGACUCAUUUCUUAGUGCUUAGGGUCUGAUUUUGAAGAAAUCGUGUAAAAUGUCUCGUCUGCGGCCUCAGUGGCAACUUCAGGCUUUGGCUGCACAACGGAGAGAUAAUGAGCUUCGCAAAGCUGAGGAAUUAAAAAAGGUAGCUCACUAUUUUGAAGCAAACACAAAUAAGUCAAGACAUCAUGAGCAGUGGACGACUGAGGGUUACUAUGAGAGAGCCAACCGAGAGGCUGAAUUGCUUAGCGAAAAGAAAAUCAGGACUGCACAAUUGGAGGAGAGGAGGAAGAAGUUGGAAUUGAUGCUAUUUCAAGAAAAUAUGCAGUAUCAGCAAGAGUUAAAGAAAUUGGCUGCUCAGCCCAAAUUUUUUAAGAAUGGUUCUUACCUUAACAAAGUACCUACCUCUACUCUCCAAGAUAUCAACCAAGGCAUAGUUGAGAAAGAGGAGCAGCUUCGACGCCAACAAGCGGAACUACAGCUGCACCACGCUUGGAGGCUGCGGCAGCCAGAACUGAGGGCUGCUAGCUCUUAUAUCGCGAACGGGAAACUCAAGUCUGCUUGGAUGCAACAGUUAGUAGAAAAAGAAAUGCAGAAGAAGAAAGAAGAGGAAGAAGCCAGGAAGGUGUUACAAGAUCGAGAUGAGGCGUUACGCCGGCAGAUACAGAUUGAAGAGGAGAGGCUCAAAGAAAAGGAGAAGCAAAUGAGGGAACUCCGCGAAAGCCUAGAAGGUCAAAUAGCAGAAUUGAGUGAAAAAGAAACUGCAGUCAAAAAAUUGCGCAAAGUGGAAGAAAGAGAAAGGUUUAUUUUAGAAGAGUUACAGUUGAUAUCGAGUGAAAGAGAGCGGGAGCAUAGGAGGUUGAAAGCAGAAAGAGACGCCAAUAUUGUGAAUAUGGGCUUGCAUAAGUACAAGCUUAAAAGGAAAGUCAUAUCGAUUUUGAAGGAAAUUGAUUUGGACUUGCAAAUGUUGGAGAAAAUUAAUGCGGCCGUUUUAAAGGAUGUUGAAAGCGAACAAGAAAAAUGCGCAAAUCACAAGCGCGUGCUCGAUUCCGCCCUCCGCCAGUUAGAAGAGCACCGAGAUAGGGACAGACAGAGACAGAAAAACAUUGAAGCGAUGUACGACGGGGAAGCGAGGCAGAUCAAUGAGAAACAAGAUAAACUGUGGGCAAAAGAACGCGAGGCUCGCUCAGCGUUAAUGGACGAAGUGCUAUCAGCUCUGAAGAGGCAGGUUGAGGAGAAAUUGCAGAUUAACAUAGAGAAACAGAAGGCUAACGUGUUGGAACGAGAGAAGAUUCUGGAAGAGAUGGACAGCUUCCACAAGGAAGUGAGGAGUAGGGAGCGGGAGACACAGCUUGUAAACUCAUCAUAUUCUACGGUGACGGCGCUGCAAUCGCAGCUCAACAGCUUGAAGUUACAGCAACAGCAGCUUGAAGCGAACCAAGCGGCUGAAGAGGAGCUGAGGGCUGCGUGUGCGCAUGAACGACAGAUAAGACAAGAAAUAGCCAAGAUGCAGCGCGAAGGAAGUGUACAGGCUUGGACGUGAUAAUAUUCUCACCAUGUAAUAUACCAGCGCAACGACACAAAAUUAGUCUUUCUUGGCCUCCAAAAACAAUUUUUUCCAUUUGGGUGGAGGGUGCAACUGGAAACACGCAGAGAUGAGGGAGAGAGAUUGUGCACCUGAA
This is a messenger RNA of Amyelois transitella, 1922 nucleotides long. Its product is annotated as trichoplein keratin filament-binding protein. The coding region runs from base 296 to 1783 and encodes 495 amino acids. The record is from RefSeq and is a predicted model, not a curated record. NCBI's taxonomy places the organism in Eukaryota, Metazoa, Arthropoda, Insecta, Lepidoptera, Pyralidae. Gene Ontology annotation, biological process: apoptotic process. The transcript has 11 exons. Gene Ontology annotation, cellular component: keratin filament.